CGCGUGUUUCCAUCUCCUCGCUAUCUCUCUCUCUCUACAUUUCGUACUCAAACGCGAGGUUUCUAAUUAAUGGCGCCUUCAGGCGAAGGACCAUCAGGGGCCGCGCCCUCCUCCGCCUACGAAGGCGGCGGCGACGGUGUUGGAGGAAAGUUCCGGAAGCGUCCCUUUAGGAAGACGCAUACGACUCCGUACGAUCGGCCUCCCACCGCCCUCCGAAACCCUAGCUGGCUCUCUAAACUCCUGGUGGACCCUGCUUCGAAGCUCAUCGCCGCUAGCGCUCAGCGGUUCUUUGCGCCUCUUUUUCGCAAACGCCUUCCCCCGCCCCCUUCCCCUCCCCCUCCACCGCUUCCAGAGUCAAACCAAGAUUCAAGUGACAGGAAUCCAGAUGCAGGUCUAAAAGCUGAAGCACGAGCAGCACCUGUUGGUGAUGGUGAAAAUUUUACUCAUAGCACUGAUGGUGGUAGUAUCUCAGAGCUUGAGCAAUUGUUAAAGCAAAAAACAUUCACCAGAUCUGAAAUUGAUCAUUUGACAGAACUGUUGCAUUCAAGAGCUGUAGAUUUACCUGUUGAGGAUGGUGUUAGAGGAACUGAACCAAAUGCCUCAAAACUGGUUGCAAAUUUUGAAGGGCAGCAUCAGCAAGUAAUUUCAUCAGAAGAAAAAAGGAAUAAAAGUUACAGAUCUCAUGGGCUUGAUUCAGCUCCUGGUACCAGUAGAAGGGUUCUUGAGGAUGAUAUUGCUUCUCCUGCUGAGAUUGCUAAAGCUUAUAUGGGCAAUCAGGUUUCAAAAGUAUCACCUUCAAUGCUGGGAUUGCGCAGUCGUGCAGUAAGGGAAGAUGUGGCCAUGCGAAGGAAUGUACCAUUUACUCCAACAUCUGCUAUGAUUUCAUUGCCAACAAAAUCAAUUGGUCAUGUUGAGGUUCCAGAAAAUGGUUUUACCACUCCUAGAUCUCGAGGUAGAUCUGCAAUAUAUAAUAUGGCUCGUACCCCGUAUUCAAGAGUUCACCCAACCGCUCUUGAUAAGGGAAGUGGAUCCAGGAAUUAUGCUUAUGGAGGACCUUUGUUGCCAACAUCAUCCCUAAAGGAGCCUGAUGGGGACCUUGGAUCUAGAAAACUGGAUCUCAAGCGAAGGAGUUCUGUACUAGACGAAGAUCUUGGGUCUGUUGGUCCGAUGCGGAGAAUCCGCCAAAAGCAUAAUUUGUUAUCUCAUAAACAUCCCCCUGCUCAUGGAUUUGGAAGUGUUUCUGAUGCAGUUAAAUAUCCUUUAGCUCUGAACCAGAAGUUCCCUUCAAAGGAUGACUGGAAGCACGAAGGUCCAAAAGGUGUUGGAGAAAAUGAUGUUAAUCGCACUCCAAGGACAAGUUAUGUCCAUGUACCUCCCAAGUCCAGCGAGAUGGCUGCAAGAAUAUUGGAACAUCUUGAGAAGAUGACCCCGAAAGAGAAAUCUGCGGAGUCCAAACUCAUUACUGCAAGGGAGAAGACACCUGCUAGAUUGACAACAGAUAUGCUUCGUGGACAGGCUCUUAAAAGCCUGGAGCAUACGGAUUCCUUAAAGUUGCAGCAGGGCAAUGAAGAUAACCAUAAGUUGGAGGAUUGGUCCCAGAGCAAUUCACUUUGUGUUCCUGCUCCUGCAAAGGAGGAGAGAAAAGAAGUAAAUGGCUCUGAAAAAUUAGAUUCUCAACAUGACUUGCCAACUCCUGUAGAGAACAGCCAUAUCACAGCUUCAGUAAAAGGUGUUUUGUCUACUGUUGAAACAUCUGAUUCAGUUGCAAAAUCUGUAGUUCACCGUCCUCAAAAGAAACGGGCUUUUAUGAUGAGUGCUCAUGAGGAUUCCCUGGAGUUGGAGGAUGACAUAAACUUAAGACCUGCAUCUGAAGCUUUGCGUGAAGGGAGAGAAAAUCAAGAAACAUCUGCUACAAAUAAAAGUUCAUCUACUGCUGAAAAACUGGCACCAGAGAACGCUGCAGCUUUGCCUGAAAUAAGGACAUCUCCAGAACUUAUAUCUGGUAAAAGAAGUGACUUGGAAAUUGGCAAUGCUGUGGAUGUUGGUAAAGAAAAAACUGGUUUCACCAUGCCUAAUUCAAUUGCAUCUGGAACAACUUCCCAGCUAGUUACUCCUCCAUCACCCUUGGGAUCGGAGAACCCAAAGCAAGGAAUUCACGAAGUUACAACAUUCCAGAGUUCUUCCUCGUUAGUUACUGAAAUUUCGGGCCCAAAAGCAUUCCCUUGGACCAAUCAAAAAGCAGAAAUUUCAAUUAGUUCGGAUGGUGCUGCCACUGGCACUGGUGUGACUAGUGCUUCUUUUGGAACUCUUGGGUCUGGGAAAGCCAAUGACAUUAAUUCUCCUGAGGCUGCUAUAUCAAAUGGGAGAAUGGCUAAUACGCAUUCUGUUGCAUUGAGCUCAACAGCAUCUGGAGGCAUAUCAUCAAUUGUUCCAAUGAGUUCAAAUAAUGGGCCUUUGGCCAUAAACUCUUCUCCCUUCUCAUUCCCACCUGCUCCAGCUUCCACUUGCUUUGCAAGUCAAUUUAGCAAUAGUACCAGCAGUCUUAUUUCUUCCCCUAGUACUCUAAGUUGUGCAGCUACAGCAUCAACCUCUGCUGCCCCAAGUAGUAGCCCUGUUUUGUCUACUGCAGUUCCUUCAUCUCCGGUGAUGCCUAUCUUCAAAUUUGGGGACUCUACUGAACCAUUAUCUUCAGCAACUUCAGCGUCUAGUGCAGAAACAUCAGUUAUGAAUAUAAGAACAGAAAAAGAAGCAAUUUCUGGCAGCGCAAGUGAUUUACUUUCUGGCAAUUCUUCCUUUGCCUCGGUAGCAACUGGAAGUAACAUUUUUGGCUUGACUUCUACAAUUGUAUCUUCUAUCGCUAACAGCCAGUCUCAGGGUUCUUUUCCCAGCACCGGCAUGCCUAAUCAGUUUGGUUCCUCUGCAUCACCUUCAGUUCUUGGAACUUCUGAAGUUACAUCUUUUACCUCCGGCAAUACUCUAUCUAGUUCUUCAACAACAUCUACCCCAUUGUUUGGCGCAGGUACUGGUUAUGGUCUUAGCACUUCAGCCUCCUCGGCGGAGACCAAGUCAGUCAGCGCAGGAAAUGGUGCAACUUCUAGCAUCUUUACUUUGGGGAUCAAUGCUCCAUCUUCUUCAUCAAUAACCAAUGCAAUCAGCUCAAAUGGUGGUGGUGGUGCGCCUGCUGCAUUCAGUUUUGGUACAAGUUCUUUGGCUACCUCUUCAUCUGCAAAUGCAAGUAGCUCUAGCAGUGGUGCUACUCCCAUCUUUAAUUUUGGUAGCAGUAACAUGGUUAGCUCCAGUUCUGGUGGUGGCUCUAGUAUAUUUGGUGUCAGCAAUUUUUCUUCCUCUUCUGAAAGUAAUCCUGCUAGCUCUAGCAGUGCUGCUGCUAGCAUUUUUGGUUCCAGUUGGCAAGCUUCAAAGUCUUCUUCCCCCUUGGGUUCCACAUUCAGUUCAUCUCCUUCAACUGGUUUCUCCUUUGGAGUGGGCUCAUCUCCCUUUGGUAGUAGUAGCUCUGCGUCCAUUGCAUUUGGGGCAUCCACUGGUGCCUCACCUGGAUCUUUCUCCUUCAAUACAGCCUCUUCUACAACCACGUCUUCGCCAUCUGUGUUUAACGCAGCACCAACUUUUGGUAACUCUACUACUGCCUUUACAGCUCCCGCAGGAAAUAAUGACCAGAUGAACACAGAAGACAGCAUGGCUGAGGAUCCUGUGCAGUCAUCGAUGCCAGCACUUCCAUCGAUGCCAGCACUUCCUGCUUUUGGUCAACAGGCUAUUUCGCCUUCCCCUGGUGGCUUUGUUUUUGGAUCAACAGUUGCAUCACAGACUACUCCAUUUCAGUUUGGUGGGCAACCGAGUCAAGCGGCUCAGCAGAACCCUUCUCCUUUCCAAGCAUCAGGAAGUGCGGAGUUCAAUGCUGGAGGAAGCUUUUCUCUUGGCAGUGGCGGCGUUGGUGCCGACAAGUCUGGUAGGAAGAUUGUGAAAGUUAGCAGAAGCAGACAUCGAAAGAAGUGAUGCUUCAAAAUAGACUGUGGGAGUCAAUACAUGGAUGCCAUUGUUUUAUGUAUUUUUCUUUUCGCAUCUUUUGACUGUCAAAUUUCAUAAGGCAUUAAAUGUCUUGAUUAAUGUCGCAAUUUUGGAUGCGUGUAAUGAAUGAGCCCAAAGAAGGUUGUAAUGUAUGCGUUAUAGGACAAAUACUUCAUGGUCUCAGGUCAUGAAAUGGUGCUGUAGGCCUUGAUUGGUGUACGAUUUUGUAACAUAAAAAAAUGAAUUUCGAUAUCCUAGAGCCUAUGCAGGUUGUCAUCAUGGUGAUUUCCUC
Coffea eugenioides is the source of this 4315-nucleotide messenger RNA. Its product is annotated as nuclear pore complex protein NUP1. The transcript has 9 exons. The coding region runs from base 70 to 4011 and encodes 1313 amino acids. Gene Ontology annotation, biological process: poly(A)+ mRNA export from nucleus; nuclear membrane organization. The record is from RefSeq and is a predicted model, not a curated record. NCBI's taxonomy places the organism in Eukaryota, Viridiplantae, Streptophyta, Magnoliopsida, Gentianales, Rubiaceae. Gene Ontology annotation, cellular component: nuclear envelope.